This is a messenger RNA of Cylicostephanus goldi, 453 nucleotides long. The record is from the annotation of a GenBank genome assembly. NCBI's taxonomy places the organism in Eukaryota, Metazoa, Nematoda, Chromadorea, Rhabditida, Strongylidae.
AUGGCCGAGGUGUCGAGAGCACAUAUGCAAAAUGAAUUAGCCAUGUUUACUGGUGAAGAAUGUGCACCUUACUCGGAUUUGACUGUAGCAGUCGGACCAGAAGAUGAUCGGGUAACCUAUGCAGUGCAUAAAUAUAAACUUAUCACACAUUCUGAUGUAUUUCGUGCCAUGCUGGAACAUGAUAUGGAGGAGAGCAAGACCAAUACCAUAAUAAUUGAAGAAUUUUCGCACUCUGCUGUAAAAAUCAUGCUGACAUUUAUCUAUACGGGAUCGAUAUCUCCGCCUGAGCUGGAACUCGAGGAUGCUUCGGAUGUAAUGCAAUUAGCAGAAAAGUACAAUAUCCCGGCUCUAAAAACUAUGUGCGAGCAAGAUUUGAUAUCAAGAGUAUGUGCUGCUAACGUUGUUGAUUGUAUGGAACUGGCAGAUUACCACCAAGCGAGUCACUUAUAUGAG